Spodoptera littoralis (African cotton leafworm) is the source of this 1095-nucleotide messenger RNA. Lineage: Eukaryota; Metazoa; Arthropoda; Insecta; Lepidoptera; Noctuidae. The record is from the annotation of a GenBank genome assembly.
AUGGGUAUAUUUUGCCAAAUUAACUUGAAACAGCCACCAGAAGGAGUAUACCAUGGAGGGGAUCACGUCUCAGGAAUGGUCAAGUAUGGAGUGGACGAACCUAUGGAGGUUGAGAAAAUUACUAUAUCAUUAAAAGGAAUUGGCCGAGUGAUAUUAAUGAAGAAAAGUGGCAAACACAACAGAAGAUUUGAUGGCAGGGAAGUGUACGUAGAUACUGACCACAUAUUACCUGAAGGUAACUGUACGUUGCAUGGAAGCUAUGAGAUACCAUUCAGCUUCAGAUUACCCGAGAAGAUACCAAGUUCGAUAGAAUACACGAAGCGCCAAGGCCACUAUCGCGUUAAAUGUUACAUCAAAUACUACAUUCGACUGAAAUUCGAAAAGCCAGGCUGGUUUACUUUCGAUAACCAUUUCCGAAAGAAAAUUACCGUAGCCUCUCCUGUUGCACCUGAGAUGUCCAUGGAACCCAUUAUUUAUGGUGAAAGAAGUCAACUACUGCAGCUGUUCUCGAGCAAAACUAGUACAUUAAUAAUGAAAGCUGAAAUUCUCAACUCCGUAAUUCCAAAAGGUGGUAAAAUUGAGAUUAAAUCGGAAAUACAAAAUGAUACUAAUAUCGUAGUGAAUAGUGUUAAAAUUCAAUUGAUGGAGGUGGUUAAAGUUAAACCAAAAGGACAUGGAGAAGUGAAGUUCUAUGAUGAAGUACCUGAAUGUGAGAGUAAGACAGGCACUAUACAGGCAGAAGCGACUCAAAACAUGCCAAUUGAUAUUAUAGUACCUGAAAGUAGAAUUUCUUUACAAAAUUCUGAUAUAAUAUCUCGAGAUUUUGUUGUCAAAAUAACUGUUGAUCUGCCGAUGCCUCAUAGAGAUGUAGUUCUAGAGAUACCAGUUCAGAUUGGAGAUUAUUAUGAGCGAGCUAGUCUGUCACCCGAAUUACCCGACAAAAAUUGGAUGUCUAGGGUUGGUGAUGGGGCAUCAGCAUCAAGUGCUGCUGAUGAUCCUCCACCCACUUAUUGGGAGGCGAUGGGUGAAGGAAAGAAAGAUGACGAAUCAAGUACUGAUGAUGAUAGCGAUGACGAAAAGGGAGGGAAGUCUUAA